ACAAUCCCAUAGGAUAGUGUUUUGCUUACUCUGAUAAGUUUUAUAAAAUUAACAGCCCUGAUUUUUGCACCAUGAUAACAGUUUGUUUACGUUAAUACUAAAACUAGGAAUGAAACCGAAAAACAGCAAUGAAAUGGAUUCCGGCUUUUUCGAAACGAACAUUGUUUAUAUAUUUCAUAUUAUUAUUUCUAUUAUAUUUAUUCUAUGUUUUGAAUACUUGUUUAGUUGACGAAAGAAAGUUUUCUCUGAAACGUUUUCUGCUGAAGGAACAUUAUUCAAAAUAUAAAAGUGCUGCAGUUCGUUUUGUUUCUCUGCUGGGCUUCAACACACAAGAUGCGACUGAUUACAAAUACCGUAGACUUAGAAAUCAAAAUGUAAUGCCAGUGAAACGAUUGCCUGAUGCAUUAAUUAUAGGUGUUAAGAAAUGUGGAACCAGAGCGCUUUUGGAGUUUUUAAGAUUACACCCAGAUGUGCGAGCCGCAGGUUCCGAAGUGCAUUUUUUUGAUAAAUUUUAUCAUAAAGGCUUUGAAUGGUACAGGGACAGAAUGCCACCAACCCUCGAAGGUCAGAUCACAAUGGAGAAGACACCCUCAUACUGGGUGACACGGACAGCUCCAAAGAGAGUGCAUGCCAUGAAUCCAGGCGUGAAGCUGCUGGCAGUUGUCCGGGAUCCUGUCACUCGGGCUAUUAGUGAUUAUACACAAUCGGCAAGUAAGACCCCCUCGCUCCCUCGUUUCGAGGAGCUGGCCGUAGUGAACGGCAGCUGGGGCGGGGCGGUGGCGGCGUGGUGGCCGCCCGUGCGGCUCGGCGUGUACGCGCGCCCGCUGCGGCGCUGGCUGCGCGCGUUCCCGCGCCAGCGCCUGCUGCUCGUCAACGGGGAGCGGCUGGUGGACGACCCUGCUGCGGAAAUGGCGAGGGUGCAGGAAUUCCUCGGCCUCAAACGAGUGAUCACCGAGAAGCAUUUCUACUUCAACUCCUCCAAAGGCUUCCCCUGCCUCCUGAAGUCAGAGAGCCGUUCCACCCCCCACUGUUUAGGCAAGACCAAGGGCCGAAGCCACCCCCAUAUCAACCCCGCCACCAUAGACACUCUAAGGGAAUUCUACAGGCCGUUCAAUAAGAAGUUUUACGAAUUAUCUGGUAUAAAUUUUGGGUGGCCUUGAAGUGUUGUGAUGUAUGGCUAUUGCCUUGGUAUUAAGGUAAUUUGUUCCUAAUUUAGUAACGAUAUCGUUUUAAUGUAGGUGCAGUUAUGAUGAUUUGCGCAUGGAAUAAUGCGGCAACAGCAGAAGUGUAGUCGA
Messenger RNA from Cydia amplana, 1295 nucleotides. RefSeq names its product heparan sulfate glucosamine 3-O-sulfotransferase 3B1 (gene Hs3st-B). The coding region runs from base 129 to 1160 and encodes 343 amino acids. The transcript has 6 exons. The record is from RefSeq and is a predicted model, not a curated record. NCBI's taxonomy places the organism in Eukaryota, Metazoa, Arthropoda, Insecta, Lepidoptera, Tortricidae. Gene Ontology annotation, molecular function: [heparan sulfate]-glucosamine 3-sulfotransferase activity.